Messenger RNA from Xyrichtys novacula (pearly razorfish), 15776 nucleotides. The record is from the annotation of a GenBank genome assembly. Lineage: Eukaryota; Metazoa; Chordata; Actinopteri; Labriformes; Labridae.
GGGCUUCGACGAUUCUGUACAGCGUCGUGUGCAACAAAGUACCGAGCUUGGCAGCUAGCGAGAGGAGAAAGCCGACCCCUUUCAGAUUGUCAUCUUUUCAACGUUUUGAACUUUUAACAUUAUCUGGAGUCUUCUAGCUCAAUAUCGCUCGUCUAUAAUCAACUAGGACCGCCGUUAUUUCAGUUUUCGGACGGUAUGUGGACCCUUUAUAGAGGAGCAAGGUGCUUUUUUGAAUAGCAGUGCAGGUUCAACAUUUGCAAGCUGGCGUAAAGGAGAAAACCAGGACUGCGCUGCGUGUCGGUCAGCCAGGGAGAGCCGGGAGAACCAGCGCACAGCCGCCGCCAGCGCCACGGGGAGUCGGGGCCGGAGAGGGAGCCUGCCUGCCUGCCUGCCAGGCCCGCGGCUUGAUGCACUCUGCCUGCGCCCCUUCAGCCGCAGUUCGAGAUGGGGGAGACCAAAAUUAUCUACCACCUCGACGACCAAGAAACGCCGUAUUUGGUGAAACUGUCGGUACCGGCGGAUAAAGUCACUCUGGCAGACUUCAAAAAUGUCCUCAAGAAGCCAAAUUACAAAUUCUUCUUUAAAUCUAUGGACGAUGACUUCGGGUAACUAUUUCAGGGUUUAUUGUGUUUAAGCAAGCAUCGGCAGCGUCUCUGCUGGAGUGUCUCUCCUUUUAGUGCAGCUGGAUUUACGUUAACUGGGAGGUCAGCUCCGUCCAGCUGUCUUGUCAUCGGGGUUAGCCUUCUUACCUGUCUGUCGAUCCCCAUCUAUACAUUACAGCCUCUUUGUUAGCUGUUAGCGGAGUGCUCGCAACGUUAGCAGGUCUGUUUAGCGUCCCGACCCCGUUUGUUUACAUUGCUUGUGUGGCUAGCUUACAUAUCUUCCACGUCUUCGCUUUCUCUGACCAAGUUUGGUAUUUAAACCCUGACAAAAGUCCUUCAUAGCGUAUUCACUUACUUCUAAUAUAGAGCCACCUCUUUAAAAACGCAGAUAUUUAGCAGUUACUAUCAGUUAGUGUUGUCAUUUACAGACGAAUGUAUGGGACGUUUGGUGCUAACAGGCUAACGUCAGAAGGUAAAGGGCCGGUUUGAGUUAGCUCGUCAUUGAGUGCAGCAGGCCCCUGCUGUUGUUGUCUAUUAGCCCAAGGAAUGCAGAGUUGAACACAGGAAUGCCCUGUUCAUCACUCUGGCAGCUUUAUGAGCAUGUCCUUUUGUGUUAAACAUGGCUGGAAAAGUAGACGUUUUAUAUUCCUCCAGGCUGUGUCCUAUUCAGGGUGAAAUGUGAGGGAACAUGUACUUUUUCCAAAACAUUUUAGCCAACUUUCCAAAGUUGUUUUUGGCUAAAAGCAAAACUAGGGUGGGGCAACAACUUCUUAACCUUUCCAAGUGGGAUAGACAUGUUUUGAAAGGACCCACAGCUAUUUAUGUUGCGAAGAGUGGAGGGAUACUGUGUAAAAAAAGGAUUUAAACCUGUACUCCAACCCAUGGUAUAGAUCUAGCAACCUGUCCGAUUAGAAUAAACAUUUUACCCCCUAGAAUUAAAGAAAGCCCCUUUGAGCAUUACCAAUUCCCUCUUUCCCUGAAGGCACAGUUUAUCGUGAAACUAGUCUGAGGUUGACCUGUCCCCUGUUGGCUGUGGGACUGUGGUCGUCAAGGUAACAUCUGACACCUGAUUCACUAAAGGAAACAGUCUGUCUGGGAGGAUUUCAUGGAAAUUCACUCGAUGUAACUGGUUGAAAUGGUGACCGUUUGCACAAGGACACUUAAAAUCUCAGCUUUCAUCCAUAAGAGCCCGGAAGUCUCCUUUUUUUUUCAACGCUAUGGCACUCUUCCAUACAAUACCUUAACAAAUUCAUGCCAAACCUGCUUCAAUGCGGUGACACUGGCCGUCCCUGAUAUUUUGUUUGACUGUGCAAAAUUCGAAAGACUUCGUUUGUAGAGCUUUUGUGAUCAUCUAAAUUUCCCAAGAAAUGAAUCUACACUGAGAUUGAAUUACACUUGUGCAUGCUGACAUUUUCCUUUUUUGUUUCCUUUGGUUGAUUGGAUAUAUUUUUUCUUGACCACUCUGGGCAGCAAAGUAACUGUGUCAACAGCAGACCAUCAUGGACAGUUUUGUUUUUACACAACAGUCAAAUCUGAGCGUUCUGAAAUGCAGUAUUGUGUUUUUCUAGCAGUAUGAAGAAAGGUAGCGAGUGCUAUAAAAUCUGCUUUUGUUUUCUCGAUUGUCAGUGUCCGUCCUGGUUGUUGGAAGCACUGCCCAGCCUUAGAUUUUAUUGCCCUGAGAGUGCUUUCGUGUUAGUAAAGGCUUACUGAAACAGAGCUUUGUUCUCUUUACAGGGUGGUUAAGGAGGAAAUAUCAGACGACAACGCAAAGCUGCCCUGUUUCAAUGGACGUGUGGUGUCAUGGGUAUGUUCCAAAUACACCCUGAAGUAAUUUUCUAAUUUGUUUAUUUCUUCUUUGUUUUCUUUUUUAUGUUUUCAUUGUAUUCGUGUGGUAUUUGGCAACAAUAAUUCCCAUCUGUUAACCAGUGAUCACAACCAUACUCUGAGUCCGGGGAGAUGCCUCCUGCAUCUGUGUCAUAAUAUUAUUAACAGAUAAUGAUCCAUGUGGCAACAGACACUCAUGCAAACUCCAUUACACAUUUGUUGCUUUGUAUUUCUAAGUGCUUUCCAAAAGUUACAGUUGUAAUAGUUCAAAGCUAGUGAAGAUCAAAUGUCAUGUCUCUUCACAUUUUAGACAAAACCUCCGACACAUACAUACAUGUACUUGCAUGUACGAACUCAUUAAGAGGUUCCAAGCAGUAAUUCUCCUGUCUUCACAACACAAGAGACAUCUGGUUCCGGUGCACAGCCUCCCUUCCUCUCUUGUCCACAUUGGAAUUGGAUUAGGAGCAAGUGAAAUCACAGGAUAGGAGGAAAAUACCCCAUAACAAAGAGCUUCACUGCAUGUCAUCUAACAAGAAGAUUAAAUCUCACAGGCAGGGGAGAAAAAAAGUUGAAAGAAAGAGUGUUCUGUUUCUUGAAGUGAAAGGCUGAUGCACUCGGUUAAUUUAGCACAGUGUGGUUGUGAUUACAGGGUUUAUUUGAGAGGCAUCAACACGGUUUUGUCACUGGAUGUGGGUGUUACAGCAUGCACGUCCAGAUGUGUCCAUGUGUUGUUGUCUUCUUUUUCUAAUCAGACAAAUUACAUAGUUUGUCUGGCAGUGGUUCAAAGCCAGUUUCAAACUAUGUGAUGUGUGCGUUUGUAUGUGAUUUGUUAUCUCAGGGGUGUUGUGAAAAUGUUCCACAUACAACAAACUGAUCCAUGUCAAGUCCAUUUGUUUUUCCCCUCUGUUCAUCUGUUAUUUCUGCGAUUUAAUGAUUACUCUCUGGGGUCUGAGGGGCUUGGCUCACUAUCAUCACAUCAUAACAUGCCAGGCCCACACAGUCUGGCCUGCUGGACUUUGUUUUGUCAGUUGACAAAUAGAUUUUGUCAGUCACAGUAUAUUUUACCCUUUAUCUUUAUUGUCACCUUUACUGUUAUGCCAUGAUUAUACCUCUCUUUUUUUGCAAGUUGAAGAAACCUCGGUGAAAAAUAUAAAAUAAAACAAAAAAAUUCAUGUUAUCUUAAGAAUAUUAAGAUUGGCAAUUUCUUUUAUUCGACCACAAAAAAGAUUUUUUUUCCCAAAGUGACCCGGCCAAGUAGCAGCACUGUUUACAACAACAAAAACGCAGCUAUGCAUGCCUCCAAGAAACAUGACCAUAAUGCAAAAAACACAUAAUGAGAAUAAGUUAAAACAAGUCAACCACUUUUUUUUUUAAUGUACCAGCAGAACUUCUACAGCCAGAUGUGCCUCCAUGUCACUCAAAAAUGCUUUUAAACUAUCCAGUGAGAGCAGUUCCCAAAGUUUCAGGUGUUUUUUUAAAGUUUGUUCCAAGGAAAGCAAGCAGCAAACCUAAAUUCCUUUUUCCUCAGUGCAGUUCUGACCUCUGGAAAGACAGAAAAGUCCCAGUGAGCGAAGAUAAUAGGUUUCUGUACUCUUUUAUCAGAUUAGAAGAUUUGAAGGAAGCAGACCUAUAGUAGACCUAUGAAUAAGACUACAUUAGUGUUUUAAUCUAUAAGUAAGACUACCAGUCAUCAUAUUUAUUCAGCAAACAGCAACGAGUGAGAGUUUAAGAUGUCUGAUCUGUCAGCUCAGACAAAAGGCACAUGUAAACAAGUUCUCAUCAUAAUCCAGUACAGACAGAAAAGAGGAAGCAACCAGUCUCUUCUUUGAUUUAUGAUGAAAUCCGGUUUAUGAUUUUUUUGGGGGGUUCUUUUCAUGUCCUGAUGCAGUACAAAAUAGUCUAACUGGUCUGGAUGGGGCUCAUUUUGAUCAUUGGGACACCCCCUUUGCCUGACUGACUCUGGUUAAAAUCAUGUUGAGUAUAUAGAGGGUCUAUUACACAGGCAAAGAGUUCACUUUGAAACGACCCAUCAUUAAACACUUGUUGUUUUGAGCUUUUCAAAUCAGACUAUUGCACUGUCUCUGCUUGAUUUAGAUUCAAGGGGACUAACAUGUCCAGACUUUGAUCCAUUGACAAAAAGACAAUUGAAGACAUUGCAUAAGGACACUUUGUAGUUAACUCCAACUCAUUACCCACUAAUAAAAAGAAAUGAGAUUAUUUAGCCCCAGAGUAUUAUACAGCCGAAUACUGGAGAAUUCCCAACAUUUUGAGUUUGAUGGAUGUGGUGAUGGUAGCGAGGAAUGUGUUUCAGCUUGUGCCUGCUGUGUAUGAAAUGAAAUCAGAUUCUUUGCACUGGACAACCGAAGGCUUCUCAUAGUCACACUAAUUUUGUGCAAGCUUUGAAGCUUGUUUUUGCAUGCACACCAUGCGCAUUCAUGCUGCUUUUCCCAAUAUGGAAAACAUCCAAAAAUACCACAGCACUCAAAAGCCAUGGCAGAUUUGGUAAAAAAAUACGUUUUUGAAAAAGCAUGACUAAUGUUCACAGGAAUGCACUCAAGGUAAACAGGGGGAAAUUAUGGAAAUAUAAACAGUUAAGUAAUGUAAUGGUAGAUUUUGACCACUUAUACAAACCCCCCUGGAACUGUCAUGGUCCAGUGGAUGCAACUUUUUCCCACACACUGGUAACUUAGGCAACACUGUCAGGUAGCUAAGUUACUAGAGUUGGCUCAGGCUCCAUUUUUCGAGACUCUUGCAACAACAAAUUCUUUUGUAUAGCUUCACCAUUCUAGCAGGAAAUUUAUAGAAGACGUGUAUACAAUUAAACCAGACGUUUUAAGUCCUACAUUGCUGGCACACCUUUAGGCUUCAACAAUAAAAAGCCAGGAUGUGGAUAUGCCCUCCACCCCUUGGAUAUAGUGUAGUAUAAACAUAAUAGUGCUCUGACGUGGGUCUGCUGCCCUACUGCUCUGCUUCUUUGAGUUUAUUCUUCUCUCUUGAGUCUGUGUCUCAUUCCUCUGUCUGACCUUCUUCUCUGUCUGUUGACAGCUGGUCUCUGGAGAUGGGGCCCACACAGAUGCAGGCUCAGUGGCCGACAGUUUAGAGGCAGCACCACCUUUGGAAAGGACCGGGGGCAUCGGGGACUCAAGACCACCCUCCUAUCAGUCAGUGUAAUGAGAAAAUGUUUCAUGGUGCAUUUCUUUUUCGUGGGUGUGUGAAAGGGAGCGAGAUGCCACAUGUAAUUGGCGUUUGGCUCUGUGUGGGUUUCUUGGAUGAGUCCACCUUUGUUUGCCGAUAACAUCAUUAACCGAGGAAACAGCAACCUGAAUGAAACAACGUGACACCCUGUGACUGCCCAGAUUAAAUCUACUUUUUUUAUUUGAUAAUUUUUUUGGAGAUGGAUUGUGUUGGAUGUAUUCAUGCAGAAAACAGAUUUCUCUUUCUCAUAAGUGCUUGCAAUUCUAAGAGCAACCUGCUCAUUUUUUAAAGUAUGUAGAAGAUUGUAGUGUGAGGGGACUCUAAAAUGCGAUUAUAAUGAGAAGUAUUUAUCACACAACAUGUGUUUUGACAGCUGUAAAAUGAGCUUUAUUGCUUAGAUAAUGAUACAGUGCUAUUCUGUUUCCUUCUAACACUCUGUCUUCUGUGCAUCAUCGCUGUGUGAAGUGGGAAGGCAGCAAGCGGCCGGGACAGUUUGGACAACGACACAGAGACUGGCUCCAUAGUGUCACAACGGAGAGAGAAGGAAAGGCCGCGACGGAAACACACCAACGACCAUGGUCAGAAAAUGUUUGCUGAACACUGUUUUUGUUUUCCCAAUAAACUGCCCGUGCCCGUUUUCUUCCUCUUAUUUCAGAAUGACUUUAAACAGCCAUUUCUGUUGUAGGCAAAAAAAGAUUUUACCUUUUUGUAUUUAUCAACAAAAUAAGUGGGCAAAGGGAGCCAAAACUAGGGACCGUGGCGUCUACGACUGAAGCCUCGACAUGGGGGACACGCUUUAAUGGCAGGGAUUAGAAAUGAAAAUGGUCCUCUAUAGUCCUAUGUAGGGAUGUCCCGAUCGAUAUUAAUAUUGGUCCGAUAUCAGCCAAAAAAUAAAGCAUCUAAAAUCUCCGAUAUCACAAUUUGGAUACAAGCAUUCCAUUCCAGACUCCACUCCAGCACUUCUAUCUAGCAGUGCCCGGAUCUAGCAUGCAGAGUCCACAUGAUCACAACAACAGUGUGUACUGAGGUACUAACAAAGUAGCAAGGAGUGAGAGUGAUGUAGCAGUAUUUUUGUUUAAGUCCAAAAAAGACGUUGCAGCUGAGUGCAAAACUUGUCAUGUACAAGUUUGUGCCAAUAUCGGAUCAAUAUCGGUAUCGGCCAGUACUAAAGACUACAAUAUCUGUAUCGUAUAGGAAGUUAAAAAGUUGUAUUGGGACACCCCUAUACAUAUAUAUAUAGAGGGCCCUCUAAUGAUCAUGGGACGAUCAUUGGAAAUGAAAAAUUUGUCAUUUAUUUGCCUUAAUCUCUGUUGUAGUAAUCUCUGUUCUCUUCCAUCACGACAAAACACACAUAUUUCACUUGUCUCUUGUAUGUAUGCCUCUUCUUGAUCAUACCGCUGUCACCCGCAGGUGGAAGGCAGAACGGUUUCUCAUCCCGGCCAGCGGGGCGAGGAGGGCCUGAGUACGACAGCUGCUCAUCCUUCAUGAGUAGCGAACUGGAGUCUACUUCCUGCUUUGAUUCAGAGGACGAUGAUGCAACCAGCAGGUCAGUGGAGCUGUUAAAGUUCUUCAUGAGGGUGGUCAACAUUUACACAUUAGACUUUCUGCUUCAGAGUAAAGCAUCUGGAUUUAUAGUUAAUGGUUCUUGGCACAGACAAGUACAAUCCUGUAGUCUGAUGGUUUUUGUGGUUACCCCCUUGAGUUCACCUCCAGGAAAGUAGAAGAAUCUGCAGCCCACUAAAGAGACUCUGAUGCUGCUCUCUGUCUUCAGGAUGUUUUUUCCUGUGGACACAGCUUUAAUAGAUCGGAACUGAAGCUUCCUUGUGUUUACAAGCUGCUUUACAAUCCAGAAAUAAAUGAUUUAUACCUGAAUAAACUUUCUGUGUUUGUCAGUCAGGUAAUUAUUAGAAGAUUUCUGGGUUUAUGCCAUUUUAUUGGCAGUUAAAGCUGAUCCUGGCUCCUGGCAGAAACAGCAAUAAAAGUUUCUUAUUAUCAUCAUCGAGGGGGAGGUCUUGUAUCAAACUGAGCCUGAUUUUACGAGAUUGUUUUAUUCCUCAAAAUACAUCGGAAUAAUAAUGGAAUAAUUUUGUAUUUAGGGUUUGGCAAUAAAAUCAUGAAUCAGUAUACAGUGCAUUUAUGACUGAGGCUAGCUCUGACUCUUUGCUGAAGUGUCAAGAGGCUGAAAGAUGGAGAAACAGGGUGACUGGAGUGAUUGUGAAUAAAGUAGAAAUUUAAAAUGACUGUCAUUCAGCCAAAAUGUGGUGUCACAGAGUGUAAAAUCCAAAGGCAACAAGAUCUUUAACUGAGCAUGCAAGUAUGUCACUGAAAACAAACAGAUCAAAAGUAUAAUAAGCAGACCCAUCAUCCAUCUGAUUGACUCCAGGUAGUUUGUGCUUUAUAAUGGUGUUGCAGUAAGUGGUUAAUUUUCACACAUAUUGUUUCAUUCAAAUUUGACUUUUUUAUUUUAAAGAAGGUAAACAGUAGAAGCAUAUCAUAAAAACUGAACUUAAAAAAAAAAAUUUCUUUUUUUCUAGCAGAACAUGAUCUUUACUGAAAUAUCUAUUACUCAAAUUUGUAUAUAGUUUGUGGUUUCAGGUCUGUUUUUCUGAUCUUUUGUCCAGAUUUAGCAGCUCCACUGAGCAGAGCUCCUCUCGUCUAAUGAGACGACACCGCCGUCGCCGACGGAAACCUAAGGCUUCCAAUAUGGACAGGGUGAGACCGCUACACCACUCAAACAAUUAAGACAACUGGACACUUUUCUGAGUCUAAUUUUAAUUUUUUUUUUCCUUCCACCCAGUCCUCCUCCUUCAGCAGCAUCACAGAUUCCACCAUGUCUCUGAACAUCAUCACUGUCACUCUUAACAUGGGUAAGUAACCUGAACAUUUCAAAUCUCUGCAUGGAAAGCAGUCACACAUGUUGGGAUGAAUAGAGUCUCUGUUUGUUUGUAAGAAAGCGUCCAGCUACGCACCAAGACUCCGUUUUAAAAUGCCCUGAAGAAGACGGGAUGCUCUGCAGAUGUUACUGAUUGGCUCCACGUUGACUCUGGCCUCAAUUUUCUUCUCUGUCUUGACUAAUCGUAUGUCUGUCUCUGCUGCUCUCGUCCUCACAGAGAAGUACAACUUCUUGGGCAUCAGUAUUGUCGGUCAGAGUAAUGAGAGGGGAGAUGGAGGGAUCUACAUCGGCUCCAUCAUGAAGGGAGGAGCUGUAGCUGCAGAUGGACGCAUAGAGCCGGGGGACAUGCUCUUACAGGUCUGUGUGUAUGACAGAGAUUGAGACACACUUACACAGACACACACAGUGUUGAAAGCGUGUUUGUGCAUUCCUAAGACUUGGACCAGGGAAUGUUUUCACAAAGUUAUUGGUCACACUUAAUAAUGUGUGACCAAUUAAAAGCAGUUUUCUUUUGAAUAAAAUCAGAUGUCUGUUACAUGUUUCAUCAUCCACCACACAGUAAUAAGUAAUAAGUUUAAGAUCUUUGAAAUAAUUUGAUCAUUCUCUUUAUUGAAAGGUUUUUGUAAUGCAUCAAAACGCCUCCGAUUUUUAGUUCGAACUGUGAUGACGAUGGCUUUUUGCCCUUCAUCCUCAAACAAUUCCCAAUUACGACCAAACCCAGUGCAGCACUCUCCUCUUUCUGUCCACAAUAUUUCAUACAUUACUUUUUUUUAUAAAUUGUUAUCAUCACCCUUCUCCUCUGUGUAAUCUUAACCACAUGAUAUUCAUUUACCAUACUGUUCUGCAGUAUGGCAGGAUGGUGAGUCUGCCGUUGAAAUGGUCAUUUUGUGUUUUAUGCUUUAGAAAAACACUACAUUUUGACAAAUCUUGCCACGUUGAACAUGACUAGUCCAACAUUUGGCUUUAUAGUGAGGGAUUAGUCAGAGCAACUGUAAUGCUGUCAAAGUCCAGUGCCUCCUAGUAUGGAUAAAUCCAGGGAUUAAAGGCUUCAUUUGGUUCUACAGUAACUAAGGAUUUCUUCUGAAGGAGAUAAACCCUUGACUGGCUCAUCCACACUUUUCUAUCCCGUCAGCUUUUCCUACUUCUCAACUCAAGAGUGUUGUUAUCAGGCGACACCUCAGCCUAUUUGAAUAGUCAUACCACGUACAUGGCUCUAAGCUCGCUCUCAGUCAUCCGUAUGUAGAAAGCAGCUGCAGGAUGAUCACAGCUGAUGUCCCACUACAACAGCUUAGAGUUUAAGCUUUUAUUGAAUUUGACUUAUUUCAUUUCUUUUGUGAUUUGAUGUCAUAUUGAAUCAUAUUUUGUUCAAAUACAUGUUGACAACCAGAACUCUGUCUCCCUGUAGGUGAAUGACAUCAACUUUGAGAACAUGAGCAACGAUGAUGCAGUUCGAGUCCUGAGGGACAUAGUGCACAAACCAGGGUAAGCAGCAAUUAGAAAUACCUGCAUUGCUAUUUUAUUUUGAGAUGGUAAAAGAAAUUCUACUCCAUAAUACAGAGGAUACAGUAAAUGAGACUAUUUGUUUGUGUUUGUGCUUUCGAACAGCCCUAUUACUCUGACUGUGGCCAAGUGUUGGGACCCAAAUCCUCGGAGCUGCUUUGCUCUGCCCAGAAGUGAGUCUUACUCUGUCUUUCCUGAUGAGCCGUGAGAAAUGCGUCACCGUGUAUUUUUGUGUGUGACUGUGGCCUGGGUAAGAUCACCCGACCGUUAUCACAUAUCCAAUGUUUAAUUUAACAGGUGAGCCAAUCCGGCCCAUUGACCCAGCUGCAUGGGUGUCCCACACAGCUGCUAUGACAGGGGUUUACCCUGCGUAUGGCAUGAGCCCUUCCAUGAGCACCGUUACCUCCACCAGCUCCUCAAUCAGCAGCUCUAUCCCAGAGACUGAACGUGAGUCACAUCGCCACCUGCUGUUACAGUUUGUUAUCAGAGCACUUCAACAACAGCUCACAUUCAAACAGAGCACAUCUUUGCAUCCCUCUUCAUGACAUUUUCUUGAUAUACUUCUUUUUCUAUCAUUUUCUCUCAAUUUUCUUUUUAAUGAGGCAUUGAAACCAAUACAAAAUCAAUAUUUUUUUGCUAAGUCUGCCAAGAUUGUAGAUAUUUCUUUCAACACUCCUGUGGGAGCCCCACCCUCUUCUUUUUAAAAAACUUCAGCAAUGCCAGUAUCUCCCUGAGACUUGUGAGUAAAUCUCUGUGUUAAGUGUAGCCCUGCCCUUUCCCUGCAUUCCUGGGACGGCUGUCUGUUCCAGCUUUUUUUGGUGUCGAGGCUCACAACUUCCAUCUGCUCAAUAACUCUUGUCAAAACGAGGCCAUAACUCACAACCUUCAUACCCCUGUAAUCUUGUGGGACACUGAUGUCUUUCUUUUCUUUUUGAGAUAAAUCUUUCCACUCAGCACACCUUCUCGAACGGUAUGAUACGAUCCACAUUUUCGGGGAUUUUCCUCUCAAACAGAUCAUAUGUUUCUUGUAAUUGCCGGAGUGGAGUUGUUUUUAAAUACUUUGGGUUAACUGAAUUUAUGUGAAGAGCUUUUUUUCCAGUGCAGCUACAGUGAUGCCUGUUAUCAUUGUACUGCUGUUGUUACAAUGUGAGGCUUUGUUUGCUCUUAUUUUAAAUGAGUGUUCAGCCAUUAUGUAGAGGUAAGUCUGUAAUGGACAAAGCAAGGUCAGCAGCUUCUACAAAGACAGUGGUUCGAAUAAAGUGAUAGUGCCAGGAUUUACAAAUAGCCGGCCUCUUCUAAAACACCAAAGAUAGGUCAGGUUAAUGUGAGAGGUGUUUAUGAAAUGCAGCAACCUUUUAAAUUUGAGGUAGGUCAAAUCUCAAAGAAAAUCACACCGUUUUUAAAAAUGCAGGGAUGAUUUAAGCAGCUUCUUCUGCCAAAUCAAGAACAUCAUAAUACAGAGGUUGAGGCAGAUAGAUGAAAGCAGAUUAGGAACACCCAAAGGUAGAUUACAGCGUUUGAUAUGAGAAACAGUGUAUUUUGAAAUGAGAAGAUAAGCAAUGACACAAUACUUAUCCAGGGAGAACAUUUCUUUAAACAUGAUCAGGGAGGGUUCGAAAACAGCUCAGUUUUGGUCCAAUAGUUCAUACAAGAUCCAGAUUCAUGAUCAGAACCACACAGAGGUCAGAUUACAGUCCAGACCGCAAGAAACCAAAUAUUAUCUGAGGUAAAAUUCCACAUCGGACCAACAUUUUUGGACUUGUCCAGAUUCGGCAAUGGCGCAGACUUGUGCUUUCAUUAAGAUCGGUUCCAAAAUCUCUUGAACGCUUUUGGUUUUUGAAAAAAUAAUACCCUAAUUGUUUUGGAAACCGUUGUUGUUGUGGUGAACUCAUGCCAUUCUCAGAGAGAUCUAAAACUGAGUCAGCCCUCCUGAGAGGACGCGGUUCAACUCCUGCGGUAAUUUGACCAAGUACUCUUUUCUGUUUUCCAGGAUUCGAUGACUUCCACCUUUCCAUCCACAGCGACAUGGCAACAGUUGCUAAGGCUAUGGCCUGCCCAGAGUCAGGUCUGGAGGUGCGAGACAGGAUGUGGCUAAAGAUAACCAUCGCAAAUGCCUUUAUUGGUACGUCUGGUCGAGCAGAGGCCGCGGCUGAGCCUUUAUUAGACCCAUCUGCACGCUCACUUCUGCACUUCAUUUGAUCAGUCCAAUCAGUGCAAACCAUCAGUUUUGUUUUAUCAUGGCUGCAGAGAUUUCUCAAAGCCUCUUGCUUGGUUGUAAAAAUCCAAAUUAGUUUUCAUGGGUAAAAAUGGGAGGCCUUUUUGAGUUUGUUAAUAAUAAAAACAGUUCUGUAAAUAUUCGAAAGUAGGCAACGCACCAAUAAGUCACAUGUGAAGUACUUAAAAUCAUUAGCGGGGGUUUUAUAAGAAGUCUUUGGAAUAUGAUAAAUAAAUAAUCCUAAUCUGUGAAUCUGUGUUUCUGACUGUGUCUUCAGGCUCUGAUGUGGUGGACUGGCUCUUCCAUCAUGUCGAAGGGUUCUCAGAUCGCAGAGAAGCUCGCAAAUACGCCAGCAACCUUCUCAAGGCCGGCUACAUCCGACACACCGUUAACAAGAUCACCUUUUCUGAGCAGUGUUACUACAUCUUUGGAGACCUCUGUGGCAGUGGGUGGACACUCCAUUCUACGGCAGCCAGCUAUAACUGGCCCUGAUAAAUCAAAACAAUGAGCUUUUUCUGAUGCUUAAUCAUUUAUUCGUCUUCAUCAGCUCUUUCUUUCUUUCUUUCUUUUCUUUUCUCCCUCAGACAUGACCCACCUGUCUAUUCAUGACCAUGACGGUUCCAGUGGGGGUGCCUCAGAUCAGGACACCCUGCCCCCUCUGCCACAUCCAGGGGCAGCUCCCUGGCCCAUGGCCCUACCCUACCAGUUCCCCAUUCCACACCCAUAUGACCUCCCACAGCCCUUCCACGGAGGACCAACACCUGGCAGUGCAGGGAGCCAGCAUAGCGGUGAGUGAUGAGAGGAAAUACUGCAAUUUAUCUUGUGGUUGUGGAUUCUUUCCUUCCACCUGCAAACUGAAAACACUUUGGUUCAUAGUUUGUUGCCACAACUCUCCGAAACAAAAAAAAUCCAAAUGCAUUGUUGAAUUAUUCUGUCUGUAGUGAAUCCAUCUAAACUCUGACUAUUUGGUUCCUGAAACAACAAACUGCAAAGCUUUCUUAACCUCUUUCCAAGCCAUAGAAAUUUUGAUUGAUGAAUCGCUUUGCAGAGAGGUUUAAAGGACUACUACUUGUUUAAUAUUUUGUCUUCUCACAGUCAAGAGAAAGUAUCACAUUUUAUGUCCACAUUCAAGAUUUGAGUGCAUGCUUAACUCACUUCAAAGACUUUGAGAAAACAUCCCUUUUUCUGUAAAGUGAGUUUUUGUCCUCCCAGUAGUCCCAGCACUGUUUUUACCUGUUCAAUAUGUGCUUUAAAUGAGUGGGAUUAGAGAACCAGACAUUGUGGUUUGAGGAGCUGUUUGCUUACAUAACAGAGAUAUUUACUGACUCACAACAGCUGGGCUCACUGACUGCACUGAGUACCCCAGACGUCCUGUCCUCAUUUAGUGGUUGCAUGCCAGCACUGAACAUAGUCCUAAAAGGUUUACUCACAGAAAGAGGAAGAAUGUGGAGCAACAUUUGGAGCUGUCCGUAGGUUUUCAGUAGCUCUAAGUUCUGAUCCUAAGCUCGUCCCAGACCUACUUUUCAAAAAGAUACAGAGAGUUUAAAUGUUUUGACAUAUCUGUUGGUUCAAUGUGAACACGCACGCUUUUGAAAAUGUCGGACUGCUCUUUUGGAGAUAAAAACAGUUUCAGUCUUAUCAGCAGACUGAGGGCCGAGCUUCAGAAGUAGACAGGCCGUUUCUAGUAACAUAAUGACAAAGGUGCAGUUGCCUUUGGCUAGGCAUUUCAGCCAGUGGGAGGCAGUGAUUGCUCAGUGACCAUGUCUGCAUUAGUCAUGCAGCUCUCAGGAGAAUUUCCCUCAAACUGGGUCAGCGUUUCCUGCAUCAUUUCACUUUCAUUCAAAGCCAAAUAAGUUGCAAAUUCAGUUAAUUUAAACUAAGAUCCAUUAAUUUUUUGAACUUAAAGUUCUGAUUAUAAUGCAUUUUUCCCUCUGUCUACAGGAAGCAGCGGUUCCAACUGCAGUAAGAACGAGGGGCGGAAAUCUGGCGGCAGCGGCAGUGAAACUGAGAUAAGGAGCCACCGAGCUCCCAGUGAGCGCUCAGCAGCUCCCCCAAGUGAGCGAAGUGUCCGUAGCUCUGUCAGCCACCGCAGUGCCAACUCACACCUAAUAGCCUACGGUCCAGGCCUUGUUUACGGCCCCCCUGGCCUGCCUCCCCAGCCCCAACAUCUGUCUACAGCAGCACCCGGUGCACCUCCAGGGCGAGAGCUUGCCUCUGUACCACCAGAGCUCACUGCCUCACGCCAGUCCCUGCGCAUGGCAGUGGGAAAUGCCGGAGAAUUCUUCGUUGACGUAAUGUAACCCAGGCUGUAGGAUGAUAACAAAGUAGCAGAAAGGACCUUGUAGUGCUUUUGUGAGGCAGAGUAGGACAGCAUGAAAAGACAGGAAGGAGGGCAGAUUGCAAAAGCUGUAACCCAAGCCCUUGAUUCAACUUCUCUAAAACCAGAAAUGGAAACCAUGUUGUGUGUGUGUUGAGAGAAAAUGUUCCUCCUCUCUCAGGCUUUUCUUCCUAGUAGUAGUGGCCAUACUUUCUUCAGUGAAGAAAACCCCCCUUACUCAAGAUGGAACCAAAGCGCCUCUCUCUGUUUCCUCUUCUCAGUGGGGAAGAGUUUGCAUGAGGACAAAAGAACAAGAGAGGGAGGGAAGCGGUGGAAACAGACAGCUAGGGAAGAUGACUCAGCGCUUUGCUACAUGGAUGUUUUUCAUUUGCUCUUCUCCUCACUCUUCCCUCCUCUCUGCCUUCCUUAUCUAACUUUCUCUGUCCUCCCCCUCCCAUGCUUACCACAAACUGAGAGAAAGAAGCCUCUUCCCUCCUCUUCUUUCAAUCCAUUGACCUCUAACUAAGAAAACUAAAAGAAAGCUGAAACGAACUCUUUUUAACUACGUUCAGACUUUUUGACUGUUUGCUUUACUUGGGAGAAUGACAUGAAAAAAAUGUAUGUAGUGCAAAAGAAUCAGUCUUUACUGUCAGAAUGCAUUUGUUUUAUUAUAUAUGUAGUUGUCCACAGAUAGUUUCAUUAAUCAACGCUAAACAUGAACAUCCAGCUUGAAGAGUCAUUUUUACACGACAUAACUGCAUUUUCAUCUGUAAACCAGAGCAUUUUCUGACUCUGUGUUGUGACAAUGUAUAGUGAAAAAAGUUUCUUACCAUGUCUUUCACACUACUCUUAUCAAGGAAAAAUGUGUUUUUAUUUAUAAAUAUAGUUUUAUGACUUAAAUCUGCUGCUUUAUGGGGUUUUUUUGUGUCUGUGUGUGUGAAUCCAUGUGUGUAUGAAGCAAAAAGUUGCAGCCUAGUUUGUUUAUUUUCCUUCAUGAUACCCAAGGUCAUAUUUGCAUUUAAAGGCAGUGGAAUCCAGACAGUCCAAGGGAAUGCAAGGGUUGAGCAAUCUGGUGCACAGAUGUGUGUGUGCGUGCAUGUGUGGGCUGGGGCUGUGAGCAAAAGGAUUAGCCUGUGUGUGCAUUUAGAGUUGCCUCAGACUCGACUGACCCAGUGCUUCAUGUUCCUAUGGUUUGGCAGGGAAGAAAAACUGAUUCUACCUGUAGAAAAU